This is a messenger RNA of Quercus lobata, 1562 nucleotides long. RefSeq names its product CBS domain-containing protein CBSX5-like. The transcript is spliced from 2 exons. The record is from RefSeq and is a predicted model, not a curated record. Gene Ontology annotation, cellular component: cytoplasm; nucleus. Bases 160 to 1353 code for a protein of 397 amino acids. NCBI's taxonomy places the organism in Eukaryota, Viridiplantae, Streptophyta, Magnoliopsida, Fagales, Fagaceae.
GCUACCAAGUCUAUCUCUCUCUCUCUCUCUCUCUCUGAAACUAAAUCUGAAACAGAAACUGAAACAGUGAAACCAACCAAACAACAACCUCAAAAUUUGCUCCCAACCAAAACAGAUCACACUUUUAUCUCUUCUCUUCGGUUUUAUUAUUGUCUGUGUAUGGCAGUUAGCUUAUUAACCCAAGAGGUAUCCGACUUAUGUCUAGGAAAGCCAGCACUUAGGUGUCUCUCUGUCUCCGCCAACAUUGGCGACGCCCUCUCCGCCUUGAAAAGGCUUCGCGAGAAUUAUCUCAGCGUUUGGACCUGUAAUCACGACCACGAUCCCGACGCGUCGUUUAGCUCUACCUCUAAGUCCGAUGAUUGUGUUUGCAUAGGCAAGAUUUGUAUGGUGGAUAUAAUCUGUUUCCUCUGCAGACAGGACUGCCUUAAAUCUCCAACCACAGCGCUGCACUCUCCGCUUUCUGUUUUGAUUCCUAGGUCUCCAGCUGGGCUCGUUACGCAUUUGGAGCCUCAUGCCAGCUUGGUGGAGGCUAUAGAUCUUAUGCUUGAAGGAGCACAGAACGUUGUGAUACCAAUUCAAAGUCGGAGGAACACCACAAGUUCAAGAAAAAAGCUGCUUCUCCACAACAAGCCCUCCUCCAACUCUACCCUCCACAACAACCGCGAGUACUGCUGGCUUGCCCAAGAGGACUUAAUCCGCUACCUCCUCAAUUUCAUUGGCCUCUUCAACCCCACUCCAAUCAACCCCAUCAACACCCUCAAUGUAAUUGAGACAGAAAACAUCCUUGCCAUCCAAUAUGACAGCCCUGCCUUGGCUGCAUUGCCACUCAUCUCUCAGUCCCUCAUCAACCAUACUUCUGUUGCCAUUGUGGAUGCAGACGGCAAGUUAAUUGGCGAGAUCUCGCCAUUCACUCUCAACUCUUGUGAUGAGAUGGUUUCGGCCGCGAUCGCCACUCUCUCGGCGGGUGAUCUAAUGGCAUAUAUAGACUGUGGUGGUCCUCCAGAGGAGCUAGUACAGACAGUGAAAGAUAGACUGGAAGAGCGAAAUUUAGGUGCAUUUUUGGAGUUAAUGGAAGAGGAAUCGAUCAUCACAUCUUCGUCGGAUGAUGAAGUUGGUGGCAGUGGCGGCCACGGGAGGAGUGGAAGGUUAGGUGGGUAUUCGGCAAGGCUGGUGAGGAGGUCAGAGGCUAUUGUGUGCUACCCAUGGAGCUCAUUGGUGGCAGUGAUGAUUCAGGCACUUGCACACCGGGUGAGUUAUGUGUGGGUUGUUGAAGAGGAUGGAAGCUUGGCAGGGAUUGUUACCUUUGUAGGCAUGUUGAAAGUUUUCCGGGAACGUUUGAAGUCUAUGAUAUAGCACAAAAUGAUGAGAAUACAGAAUUGCCAAAUCCCAACUAUCUAAAACCAGCUAGUAACCGAAAAAGAAAAAUCUAAAACCAGCAAAUACUUUCUAGUAAUCAAAUUGUGUGGACAUUCAGACAUUGUGAACCUUUCGUGUACUUCUUAUAAUAAGAAGCAUAUGCAGGUGCUAUAUUAAAAUAAAAUAGCUGUUUUUUGUUGGAGAUA